GCCAUGAAACCUUUCCCCCAUGCUUUUUAUAUCAUACCAUACCAUAUGGCCUAUAUAGCCUCAUGAGACUUCUUCAGCUUUAUAGGUCUUGUUUUUCUAUACACUCUCAGAGAUCACAUUCCCCUCCAUUUUCUUCUUUUGUAGGAAUAGAGAGAAUCGGGUUUCCUCUGCAGUUCCACAUACAUAGCUAAGCUAACACACUCGGCGAACUCGUUCUCUUAUAUGAAAGUUCUGCUCGCAUUCACGACGAUGAUGCUGAUCUGACUUUGUCAGUGUGUCUUCUGCUCGGAGAAAGAAGAAUGCUGCUCUCUCACAAGAACUUUAGACCCGGAAACUAUCACAAGAACUCAGUGGAGUAUGAUAUAUGUUCAUGAUACGAUGAUCUGCAGCUCAAUCCGAAGUUGGAAUCUGAUAUAGUGAUACACGGGCUUCUUCUCUGGGCUUCGAUGGGUUUCUUGAUGCCUAUGGGGAUACUCGCCGCAAAAAUGUCCGGUCGAGAGGAAAACCGGCUGAGGGGCAGGGGUCUCUUCUAUGUUCACGUAAUUUUGCAGGUAGUUGCGGUGCUUGUGGCAACAGCAGGGGCAAUUCUGUCCAUAAAAACCUUUGAGAAUUCAUUCAACAACUACCACCAAAGGAUAGGCCUUGCUCUCUACGUUGCCAUAUGGAUCCAAGCCAUCAUUGGCCUCUCGCGCCCUCAUAGAGGUACUAAGAAAAGGACCACAUGGUAUUUUGCGCAUUGGAUACUCGGGACGACGAUCUCACUCUUAGGCAUCAUCAACAUCUACAGUGGCAUCAUGGCUUACCACGACAAGACGUCGAAAAGGACUUGGCUUUGGACUGUUCUUUUCACGGCACAGGUCGUUCUCAUCGCCUUCCUCUACCUCAUCAUCGACAAGUGGGAUUACUUGUGGAAGCAAGGAAGGCCUCGGAGCAACAGAAGCAGUGAUCAACUGCCCGUGAUCUCGGCCUCCGAUCAAGCCCUGAUUGUCCCAGGGGAGAACCAGAAGCAGCUCAUGCUGCUCGAGCCCUGUGGCAAGAGGAAUGCCCUCAAGAACUUGUUCGACAGCUAACCGAUCGUUCAUAAUUAUUUUAGCCACUCGAUCAUCUCUUCGAGCGAAAGAUAUUAAUCUGCUGAAUCGAGUUUUUGAGCAUUUAUCCUGAUACUCUAGUUUCAUGAACAGUUGAUGGUGGUUUCCUCUACCGGUUCGUAUCGUCAGCAGUGCGUUCGUGUAAAUCUUUGAUGUAUUGGAGGCUUUUCAUUUUUUCUCCCUCCUGUGUUUUUUUUUAUGAGUCGAUACUUUAUGUUUGAUACUCAAAACAUUCUAGUUCGAGUGUCAAAUUGUGAAGUACGAGGGAGGACUUUUUUUUUUGGGAAGCUGUUUCUUUAGUUUAUUAUAUACAGUUUAUAGCUUUUUCUCUAUUUAAUUUUCAUACGUAAGAGCUUGAUGGAAAUUAAAUUGGGCUGUCUAAUUAA
This is a messenger RNA of Punica granatum (pomegranate), 1474 nucleotides long. Lineage: Eukaryota; Viridiplantae; Streptophyta; Magnoliopsida; Myrtales; Lythraceae. The record is from RefSeq and is a predicted model, not a curated record.